Molecule: messenger RNA, 747 nt
Organism: Penicillium digitatum Pd1
Lineage: Eukaryota; Fungi; Ascomycota; Eurotiomycetes; Eurotiales; Aspergillaceae
Product: HIG1 domain-containing protein
Biological process (GO): mitochondrial respiratory chain complex IV assembly
Cellular component (GO): mitochondrial inner membrane
Source: RefSeq, a predicted model, not a curated record
AUGAAGAUUCUUACUAAAGAACAAGAAGAUGCUCACUACAGCUCCGUCCUCAAAGGCGGUACUGUCGGUGGCCUCCUCGGUCUCGCCGGUGGUCUAGCAGGAGUCCUCCUUGCCUCACGUCGUUACCACACAAUCCGCAACCUAACUUUGCCGAUGAAAGCCUUCCUGGUGUCAUCCUCGGGUACCUUCGCCGGUAUCAUUGCCGCCGACCACGCCUCACGUGAGCACGAGAACGAGCAAAACGCCGCAUACAAAUGGUACGAGAAUCGCGGAGAGCGUCUCCGCGCCGAGGAGAAUCGUGGCCUCAGCUUCACUGACCGCGCGGCUGCCUUUGCCCGCCGCGAGAAAUACAAGAUCAUCACUGCCACUUGGAUCGCCUCGAUGGUUGGCUCGUUCACGCUUGUCAGUCGUAUUCCCGGCCUCAGUGGACAGCAGAAGCUGGUCCAGGCUCGUGUGUAUGCACAGGGUCUGACGCUGGGUGUGUUGUGUGCCUCGGCUGCUUUUGAGAUCUCGGACCAGCGUCGUGGUCGGGGUUUGCUCGACUCGAAGAAGGAGGCCGAGGCCAUGGCUAAGGCUCAAGUUGAGGUUGAAGAGAACCAGCCUGUUCACCAAGGUGGGAAGCCUCAUGGGGGCGACCUAUGGAAGGAUAUGGUUGCUGCCGAGGAAGAGCGCUUGAGCUCUAAGCACCAGUCUCUCUAUGAUCAUCACGAGAAGCAGCAGGCUGCAAGUGCUGGAGGGAAGUCUUAG